Molecule: messenger RNA, 1618 nt
Organism: Cladocopium goreaui
Lineage: Eukaryota; Dinophyceae; Suessiales; Symbiodiniaceae
Source: the annotation of a GenBank genome assembly
UGCCAUUAGCCCGCUGCCUUUGCAGAAUGGUUUCCUUUGUGAUUGCAGGGAAGGCCAGCGAUCCGUCCUUUGCUCGCGCGGAAUAUGCAGCAAAGCAGGUCCAGGCCAUGGUGCCCAACAUCUUUGUGCAGCUCGAGAUGAAGCAUCCCGACCAUUGGAAAAGUUUCCUCGCGACGAUCAGCAGAUUGUACGACUUCUCAGACUACCCUGAUGACUUCUCUGGACCUUUGGUUUGGACUCUGGAGGGUGGUCUGAUUGGUGGUGCUGCAGAUUUUGUCCAGAAGAUCUGCAUCGAACAGUUUGGCAUCCAGGAUCCUCCGGCUGUGACAGACCCUAUGUUCAAAGAGAUCGCGGCGGAAAAUCUGAAGCAGGUGAAGAUGCAGCUGCAACGCGAACAGGACGGUCCUGGUGUGGCUGAGAGAUGUGCCAGUGCCCAUGCAAGCGCUCAGGAAGGUGGCCUCAUAGAGGCCACGAACUUCUCGGAGAAGCGGCACUUCUUCAGCCAUGGUGCCUGUAUUGAGGUGUGGAUCAAUUCAUCUGUUGUGGAGGAGGCAAAAGCCAAUGGUGCUGCCUUUGGUGCAGGCGAAUCAGCUCCACUGGAUCCCCGUUUGGCCGUUUGCAAGGUUGGUCAGGAGGAAUCACACACCGUGCUUUUGCAUCCCAAACCUUUGUUUCCAAAGCAGAUGGCGCUGGUGCCCAGCCGUUUCUUAGUUGAAGCAACACCCGAGGUACCUGCAGAGGAAGUGGCACCGGAGGCAGAAGCUCCAGCGCCAGAGCAGGCUCCACCUGAAGCGCCAGAUGUGGAAGCAGAAGCCCUGGAUCAAGCUGCGCCAGCCCCAGCAGCGCCGCCGUCGCUACUGGUGCCGCCACAUCGUUUCCGCAGCGAUGCGCAAGAGGAUUUGAGCCUCGCAGACUUCACCGCAGCAGUGGAACUGCUGUCGCAAGUCGGAGGUGUUGCUGUAUGGUCGGCCAUCAGGGGCGGCUCUGAGUUCCGACAUCCUUUGGAAACCCAUUUGCAGGUCCUCCCAUUUCCACAGACGGGUUCUCCACUGAGAUACCCUUUGGAGUUUCUGAUCGAUCGGUGCAUGCGGGAGGGUCCAAUCUCCACCCUGCCAUGCUUCCCCUUCGAGCAUUUUUUACUCGCAGUUCCACAGGCAGAUGGAGCAAAGCCUGCUGAGACGGCGAAGUCAAUCGCCAUGACCUACGACUCUGCAUUAACGAAGCUCCAGGGCAUUCGUCAAGGAGCUUCUCGUCUGCUUUGCUUCACUACGACUUGGAUGCUGGUGAUGCCGCUGACUCCUCCAGAGCCUGGUACACCAGAGCACGAGGUGUGGCUAAAGUUGCCACCCUUGCAUCCUUGUGCCCUAUGUGGAAUUGCAAUUUGCCCAGAAAUCGAUCAGACCUUCCCGGAGACAGCAGGAGGUCAGCUGAGACAGCAGCGACUUGUCUCCAGCCGAGCAGAGGAGGAAGGGAUCCCAGAAGAUGCUCCAGAGUACGGCCUGGCCAGAAACGAGGUCCGCAUCUCCAGGCAGAUCUAUGAUCGGCCGCUCGAAACCUUGGGCUUUUGGGUGAAGUGAUCUGCGGAGUCUGACACUGUCCCGGAGGGAGAACAGGUGGG